AUGAAAUCGCCUUCUUCUUCUGUAUCCAUUUAUUGCAUAUCAAUUUCAAGACAGGCUCGUAAUUUGAAAAAUGCGCGUGAGAUAAGGAUACAAAAAUUAAAAGCACAAAACACCAUAAAAGCAAAGAAAAAUGAUAAGAAAGAAAUGAGAUCCAAUCAGAACUUGAUAAUUUCAAAAUGUGUAAUUUUCUUGAGUUCAAGAGAUACAGAGGAUUUCUGUUUACUUUCGUGGUUUUCCCGAUGGUUAGGAGAAAAAUCCUUAAAAGACUUGGAAACGAAAAUUAAGGAAUUGGAGCAAAGUAACGAAGGGUUACGUUCACAAUUCAAAUAUUUAGAAGAAAAAGUUAGAGAGCGAGAUGAAGAAAUCAUAGUCAAUAUCAAUAAUUUAGAAGAAAAGGUUAGAGAGCGAGAAGAAGAAACGAAAGCCAAGCAAGAAAUUAUUAAUAAUUUAGAAGAAAAGCUCGAGCUUGAACGACGAGGACCUCAUUUAGAUCAAUUUUCAGAAACUUAG
Messenger RNA from Funneliformis mosseae, 510 nucleotides. The record is from the annotation of a GenBank genome assembly. NCBI's taxonomy places the organism in Eukaryota, Fungi, Glomeromycota, Glomeromycetes, Glomerales, Glomeraceae.